Nerophis ophidion (straightnose pipefish) is the source of this 5752-nucleotide messenger RNA. It is a transcript of the gene cox15, whose product is annotated as cytochrome c oxidase assembly protein COX15 homolog. Gene Ontology annotation, molecular function: oxidoreductase activity, acting on NAD(P)H, heme protein as acceptor. The transcript has 10 exons. The record is from RefSeq and is a predicted model, not a curated record. Gene Ontology annotation, biological process: heme A biosynthetic process. Bases 124 to 1356 code for a protein of 410 amino acids. Gene Ontology annotation, cellular component: mitochondrial inner membrane. Lineage: Eukaryota; Metazoa; Chordata; Actinopteri; Syngnathiformes; Syngnathidae.
CCGCCACAAAAUGAAGAAGAAGAAGAAUGUUAGGAAACAUGGUUGUGUAAGGUUGUUAGACAUCACUGACAGCAUCCUCCGUGCCGGACUUAUUCUUGUUUUGUGUGCAUUUACGAAGCAAACAUGUUACUAACUUUGAUAAGGACGACGGUAUCGAACGGUUGUAGACGAGCCGGAGUGGCAAAUCAACACAGUAACACUGCACAUGUACGACGCUGGCUGACGAGAAGAGGCCACAGCACCAUCACAGCCGAGGCAGGAGCUUCAUCCUCCCCGGCAGCAGCAGCAGCAGCAGUCAGUGUCCCCAAUGCAGCCACAAACAGGAUAGUAGGUCGCUGGUUACUUGGUUGUAGUGGCCUGGUGGUGGGGGCUGUUGUCCUCGGUGGCGUCACAAGACUGACAGAAUCCGGCCUGUCCAUGGUGGACUGGCACCUGGUGAGAGAGAUGAAGCCCCCUCAGUCGCAGGCCGAGUGGGAGGCUGAGUUCUCCAAGUACCAACAGUUUCCUGAGUUUAAGAUAAUGAAUCACGGCAUGACUCUGCCGGAGUUCAAGUUCAUCUUCUACAUGGAGUGGGGUCAUCGUAUGUGGGGCAGGCUGGUGGGACUGGCCUACAUUCUCCCCACUGUGUACUUCUGGAGGAAAGGCUACUUCACUCGCUCCAUGAAGGGCAAAGUGAUGGGUCUCUGUGGAUUCGUCUUCUUCCAGGGUUUGUUGGGUUGGUACAUGGUCAAAAGCGGUCUGGAGGAGAAGCCGGAGUCCCACGACAUCCCGAGGGUCAGCCAGUAUCGACUAAGUGCUCACCUUGGUUCUGCUUUGCUCCUUUACUGUGCCAGUCUGUGGACCGGCCUCACGCUCAUGCUGCCUGCACAUAAGAUGGCAGACACCAAACGUCUCGUGCAGCUUCGGAGGUUUGCCAAAGGCACGGGUGGGCUUGUCUUCCUCACAGCUCUUUCAGGCGCUUUUGUGGCUGGAUUGGACGCUGGCCUGGUGUACAACUCGUUCCCUAAAAUGGGAGAACGCUGGAUCCCAGACGACCUGCUGGCCUUUUCUCCCACACUGAAGAACGUCUUUGAAAACCCUACAACUGUUCAGUUUGACCACAGGAUCUUGGCAGUCACCUCUUUGACCGCCAUCACUGGGCUCUAUCUGUUCUCCAGAAGGAUGGUGCUGCCCAGGAGAGCUAAGAUAGCCAUCAGCCUCCUGGCAGCAAUGGCUUACGGACAGGUGGCACUGGGGAUCAGCACCUUGUUACUGUACGUGCCCACUCCGCUCGCAGCGACCCACCAGUCUGGAUCCGUGGCACUUCUAUCGCUGGCCAUCUGGGUUCUGGCCGAGCUCAGGAAGAUGCCCAAAUAACGAUGGACAUGUUUCAUCCAUGUGGAGCCAGAGGAUGUCGCACCACCGCUGCUGCGCCUCCCUUGAAGCCCUGCUGGUCCGCAACCCUACGAAAACCUGCUAAUUCAUAGAAUUUGUACUUCUUUUUUUUUUUUUUCCUAAAAGUGGAAGAACCUGUUAUAGCGACAUGACUUUGGGGAUGACAACAAGUGGACAAACACGGCCUGCAGUCUACUCAGGGUUACUUUUAAAAGCUAGAACCACUUGGACUUGUUGGCAACGAUCCUACCAGAAUCCCAUGAAUGGGGGAGGGGCGGGGCUAAUCUUCUGUAUGCAUGACGAAGGCCUUUCCUGUUGCACAUGCACGCGCUCAAAAGGGCGAGGCACCUGUGGAUGGCCAGGAAACAGCAGACGGACAAGCAGACUUCGGAGCGCCUCGCUAAAUAACGAUAUAAGUGACAUCAUCAUGCGACACUGAAAUCAGUUCCCAUCCGAAAAUGUGUUUGAGCCUCCCGCUUGUUCAUCAGAAACGUCCUUCCGGCUGCAUCAGGAUCAUAUGGAUCUAGAGUAGAGGUCCGUGAGGAAGAGGAAGAAAACGAGAGGGUGGUGUGGGCUUGCCUUCUGCCCAGUGUUCUGUCACACACUGAAGUCUGCCACUGAUGCUUCACGGGGGCGGGGCUCUUGCUUCCCUCUCGCUUUGAAUCCAGAGAAGGUCCACACACACACACACAAACACACACUCACUAACUGUGUCUUUCCACCCCCCCCCCAGUCCUCGGACCAGCACCUUCCUGGUCCUCCUCUUCCUCAGAUGACGUUGUCAAACAACUGCAUGGACUGCAUGAUGUUCUCAUCCUGGAGACACAGGACAGUCCGGUAUGAAGCCAAGUGGAUCUUACACAUUUACAUCAUGUUCACCUUCUUUUACUCGUGGUUCCGCAUUCACUCCAGAUUUAUUUGCUCUGCUUUAAUAUGCAAAUAAUCAGAUUUGUUUAAGUUAACUUAACCCUCUGGGGAUAUUCAAUUUUUAUUAUUUCAAAUCCAAACAGGACAUACAAGUUUGUAAAUUUUGUAUAAAGAUUAUGGAUUUUUUGUUGUUAAUUUCUCAAUUUCAGACCUAAUCCAAAAUAUCAAACAUAUAGCAUUUUUUUUUUAAUAUUCACUGGUUUAUAGGCUGUUAGAUCAACUAAUGGCACACGUUUAAAAUGAGUAAAAUCACUUAUGUUAUGCAAAUGUAAACCAAUUGAAAAUUGUCACAUAAAACAUCAGUCUUCCAAAGGGGGGAAAUAAAAACAACAACAUGUCAUUAGAGAUGUCCGAUAAUGGCUUUAUUGCUGAUAUUGUCCAACUCUUAAUAACUGAUAUCAACUGAUACCGAUAUAUACAGUCGUGGAAUUAACACAUUAUUAUGCCUAAUUAUGUUGUGAUGCCCAGCCGGAUGCAUUAAACCAGUGGUUCUCAACCUUUUUUCAGUGAUGUACCCCCUGUGAAAAUUUUUUUUUAAUUCAAGUACCCCCUAAUCAGAGCAAAGCAUUUUUGGUUGAAAAAAAAAAAAGGGAUAAAGAAGUAAAAUACAGCACUAUGUCAUCAAUUUCUGAUUUAUUAAAUUGUAUAACAGUGCAAAAAUAUUGCUCAUUUGUAGUGGUCUUUCUUGAACUAUUUGGGAAAAAAAAGAUAUAAAAAUAACUAAAAACUUGUUGAAAAAUAAACAAGUGAUUCAAUUAGAAAGAUUUCUACACGUAGAAGUAAUCAUCAACUUAAAGUGUAAUAGAGAUCCAUCUGGAUUCAUCAACUUAAUUCUAAACAUUUUUUCACAAAAAAAGACAUCUUUAACAUCAAUAUUUAUGCAACAUGUCCACAAAAAAUCUCACAUUCAUAUUUUGUUGAAGUAUUAUUCAAUAAGUAUAUUUAUAACUAAUUUUUGAGUUGUGGUUAUUUAUAGAAUAUUUAAAAAAAAAAAUCUCACGUACCCCUUGACGUACCUUCAAGUUCCCCCAUUUGAGAACCACUGCAUUAAACAAUGUAACAAGAUUUUCCAAAAUAAAUCAACUCAAGUUAUUGAAAAAAAUGCAAACAUAGCACUGCCAUAUUUAUUAUUGAAGUCACAAAGUCCGUUUUUUUUUUUUAAAUGCCUCAAACCCCAGCUUGGUAUUUGGGACAGGCUCUCCCUGAGAGAGCAUGAGGCGGUUGAGGUGGGGGGAGGGUUUUAGCGGGGGGUGUAUAUUGUAGUGUCCCGGAAGAGUUAGUGCUGCAAGGGUUUCUGAGUAUUUGUUCUGUUGUGUUUAUGUUGUGUUACGGUGCGGACGUUCUCCCAAAAUGUGUUUUUCAUUCUUGUUUGGUGUGGCUUCACAGUGUGGCGCAUAUUUGUAACAAUGUUAAAGUUGUUUAUACGGCCACCCUCAGUGUGACCUGUAUGGCUGUUGACCAAUUAUGCCUUGCAUUCACUUGUGUGUGUGUAAAGCCGUAGAUAUUAAGUGAGUGCCUUUAAGGUUAAUUGGUGCUCUGUACUUAUCCCUACGUCCGUGUACCAAAACAUACAGCGGCGUUUUAAAAAGUCAUAAAUUUUACUUUUUGUAACCGAUACCGAUAAUUUCCGAUACUACAUUUUAAAGCAUGUAUCGGCCAAUAUUAUCGGACAUCUCUACAUGUCAUGUUUGGUAUUUUUUGUUUGGGGCUGAAGCUGAUUGAGAGAUUUGAGGGAUUAUUUGCUUUAACAUGCAAAUAGUUAGAUUAUUUUAUGUUAGUUUAACUCUGUGGGGACAUUCAAUUUUAAUGACUUCAAAGCCAGGAUGUAAAAAUCUGUCAAUUUUGUAUAAACAUUUUGGAUCACUUUCCUGUUAAUUUCUCAAUUUCAGUCCUAAACCAAAAUAUCAGACAUGUAGCAUGGUUUAAAAAAACGUUUAACGUUUAAAGGCCAUUCGAUCGGCUAAUGUCACACGUCUUAAUGAGUAAAAUCACUCAUGUUAUCCACAUUUAUACUAAGUAAAAAUUGUGACAUUUGAUCAAAAGUCUUUCAAAGGGGUAAAAUAAAUUAAAAAAACAUGUCAUGUUUGGUAUCUUUGUUUGGGACUGAAGCUGAUUAAGAGAUUUGAGGGAUUAUUUGCUUUAACAUGCAAAUAAUUAGAUUAUUUUAUGUUAAUUUAACUCUGUGGGGACAUUCAAUUUUAAUGACUUCAAAGCCAGGAUGUAAAAAUCUGUCAAUUUUGUAUAAACAUUUUGGAUUAUUUUCCUGUUAAUUUUUCAAUUUUAGUCCCAAACCAAAAUAUCAGACAUGUAGCAUGGUUUAAAAAAUAAAGUUCAACGUUUUAAAGGCCGUUCGAUCGGCUAAUGUCACACGUCUUAAUGAGUAAAAUCACUCAUGUUAUGCACAAUUAUACUAAGUAAAAAUUGUGACAUUUGAUCAAAAGUCCAUCAAAGGGGUAAAAUAAAAAUAAAAAAACAUUUCAUGUUUGGUAUCUUUGUUUGGGGCUGAAGCUGAUUAAGAGAUUUGAGGGAUUAUUUGCUUUAACAUGCAAAUAAUUAGAUUAUUUUAUGUUAAUUUAACUCUGUGGGGACAUUCAAUUUUAAUGACUUCAAAGCCAGGAUGUAAAAAUCAGUCAAUUUUGUAUAAACAUUUUGGAUUACUUUCCUGUUAAUUUCUCAAUUUCAGUCCUAAACCAAAAUAUCAGACAUGUAGCAUGGUUUAAAAAAAAAAAGUUCAACGUUUUAAAGGCCGUUCGAUCGGCUAAUGUCACACGUCUUAAUGAGUAAAAUCACUCAUGUUAUGCACAUUUAUACUAAGUAAAAAUUGUGACAUUUGAUCAAAAGUCCUUCAAAGGGGUAAAAUAAAAAAAAAAAACAACAUUUCAUGUUUGGUAUCUUUGUUUGGGGCUGAAGCUGAUUAAGAGAUUUGAGGGAUAAUUUGCUUAAACAUGCAAAUAAUUCGAUUAUUUUAUGUUAAUUUAACUCUGUGGGGACAUUCAAUUUUAAUGACUUCAAAGCCAGGAUGUAAAAAUCUGUCAAUUUUGUAUAAACAUUUUGGAUUAUUUUCCUGUUAAUUUCUCAAUUUCAGCCCUAAACCAAAAUAUCAGACAUGUAGCAUGGUUUAAAAGAACGUUUAACGUUUAAAGGCCGUUCGAUCGGCUAAUGUCACACGUUUAAAUGAGUAAAAUCACUCAUGUUAUCCACAUUUAUACUAAGUAAAAAUUGUGACAUUUGAUCAAAAGUCCUUCAAAGGGGUAAAAUAAAUAAAAAAAACAUUUCAUGUUUGGUAUCUUUGUUUGGGGCUGAAGCUGCUUAAGAGGUUUGAGGGGUUAAGUUAGAAAUAUCGAGGAUCUACUUUGCUGUAUCUUCUCAAAACACAAAAUGAUGCAAAGUAAACGUGGGAUGUACAAUGUGGAGCAAGAAUAAAAUCCUGAUUUGUUUGUUUCUCUGAAAA